This is a messenger RNA of Didymosphaeria variabile, 1254 nucleotides long. RefSeq lists its product as uncharacterized. The coding region runs from base 1 to 1254 and encodes 417 amino acids. Lineage: Eukaryota; Fungi; Ascomycota; Dothideomycetes; Pleosporales; Didymosphaeriaceae. Gene Ontology annotation, biological process: mitotic sister chromatid cohesion. The transcript is spliced from 2 exons. The record is from RefSeq and is a predicted model, not a curated record. Gene Ontology annotation, cellular component: nucleus; chromatin. Gene Ontology annotation, molecular function: protein-lysine-acetyltransferase activity.
AUGUCUUCUGUGCGCGCAAAAAAAACAAUCAGGACCUACUCCCGCCAGCGAAAACCCUCGUUAUACGAUGAAGAACCACAAGAACCCCCCACGAAGCGCAGACGCGUCGCAUCGCCAGGACUCGACGAAGUGGAGAGUAACGAAGACCCGGAGGAUACACAGUUGGAAUUACAGUCAACGAGCAGCUCGUGGGUGCGCGAUAGUUCCGCGCUGCCAUCCAGUCCCAAAGACGCGGUAGCUGUGUUCUCGGACGAUGCGCCCCGAUCCAGUCCACCAUCCUCUCCCAUAGCGCAUAGCUCGACACCUCCAAUGCGCAAGAGGAGACCUAUGUUCUCAUUCGUGAAGCGACAAUCGAAGCCUGAAGUACUUGCAAAGGAGCCAUUGUCGGAAAGAAGUCACAACAUAUCAAAUCCGACUCAGAAUGUCUCGAAGAAGAAGAAGCUGGUGCAGAUGCAGCUUGAUCUGGUUGCGGAACCGAACAAAACUUGCAAGGCCUGCGGCAUGGAGUAUGUCCCGUCACUUGCUGAAGACGCUGCGGUGCACCAAAAAUUCCACGCUAUGAACAUUGGAGGCGUCGACAUUAGCAAGGCGAUAUCCGAGCGGCUCCGACAGAAGCAGGUCUGGUCUGGGGAAGACAGGAGUUUCAUUGCAGUAAUCAGCCGAAGAGAUGCAAUUCCCUUGCGCAACAAAGCUAGAGAAGUAUUGAAGAUCGUCAAUACCGAGCUAGGAGCCGUUCCCAUUUCGGAUGAGGCGCUGUGGAGCCAAACACGCAAUUCAAUACUCUCGAACAACUCGGCGACCGAGAGAGCGGCGCAGCAACCCAAGAAAGAAUAUUCAAAGCAUUUUGCUAGCGAUCGAUACAAGGUGUACCUGUACGUCCAGGGUUCAAAGUGCGUGGGAGCUUGCUUGGUGGAGAGGAUCCAGGAGGCGUUUCUUGUGCUGGAGCAGCCAUGCGAGGGUGACGCGGCGGCGGAGACGACCGGUCAGCUCCCGGCUGAUGCCAAUAGCUCGUCCAUUUGUGUCAGCGAGGCGCCAAAAUCUGCCAUCCUGGGCGUUUCCAGGAUAUGGACGUCAAAAUCGCAUCGGAAGCACGGGGUCGCGACGACGCUGCUGAAUGCGGCGAGAUCUAACUUCUUGUAUGGAAUGACCAUUGGCAAGGAGGAGGUGGCCUUCAGCCAGCCUACAGAGAGCGGAGGACGAUUGGCUAGGAAGUGGUAUGAUCGGGAAGCAGGCUGGCCGGUGUACAUUGAUUGA